Messenger RNA from Aaosphaeria arxii CBS 175.79, 404 nucleotides. RefSeq lists its product as uncharacterized. The record is from RefSeq and is a predicted model, not a curated record. The transcript has a single exon. NCBI's taxonomy places the organism in Eukaryota, Fungi, Ascomycota, Dothideomycetes, Pleosporales. Bases 91 to 306 code for a protein of 71 amino acids.
UGGGAGUGGGUAGGUAUUAGUUGCCUUGCUGCAGGUCAUCUUCUUCAUUCUCCGCCUGACUGGGGGAUCUGAGGGUCAGUAUUGCUUGGUAUGUACGUACUCCGUAUAUCAUGGCACAUCUUCUUGCGCUAUUCAAGCACGGCCAAGGGGAUCGUCUAUUGUGUGCGGACCACCGCUCCGAUGAUCGUACUACUAACGAGGUUUCCGUAUCUUCUCAUAUCUCACCUAACGCAAGUGUAUAACCAUACUGUAAGGAGUCUAGGAAAUGGUUAUAUCUCUGCACUCGUAGGUAUCUGGUUUGAGUAGAGUGUCUAGUACCCCCUAGAGAACCAAGUGCCCGCCGGUAUUUGGUGGUGGACACUGAACUACAGCACGUAGAAGACUACUGUACUAGAGGCGGGUAG